Amblyraja radiata (thorny skate) is the source of this 1203-nucleotide messenger RNA. It is a transcript of the gene mlf1, whose product is annotated as myeloid leukemia factor 1. The transcript is spliced from 7 exons. The coding region runs from base 139 to 954 and encodes 271 amino acids. The record is from RefSeq and is a predicted model, not a curated record. Lineage: Eukaryota; Metazoa; Chordata; Chondrichthyes; Rajiformes; Rajidae.
CCCCCCCACCCCACGCGCGCUCCCGUUGCCAAACAAAAGGCGUUGACUGCGCGCGCGCCGCUGCACACCCGGCAGAGGGGGCGAGCGCUCGUCAGGGGGGGCGGACAACACCGGAGCCCGAGGUGACAGAAAGAAGCCAUGUUUCGCGAAAUGGAAGAUGAUCCCUUUUUCUCAGACCCUUUUCAUUCACAUCAGGAAAACCUUCGUCAGUUGAUGUCCAGUUUUCCUGUUCAAUUGGAUCAAGACCUCUUGGUAAAUUCCCCAGGUGGGAAACAUCAUCAUCAUCAUCAUCACCAUCGUGCUCAUGAAUGCCCAAAACCGAAAUGCCCAAAGGAGGCUCCAAAGCAGCCUAAUGUGGGUAGCUGCUCAGUGGAUCCAUUCAACCAGAUGAUGGAACAAAUGAGGAAAGACAUGCUUGAAAUGCAACGCAACAUAAAACAUGGUCCUUGCAGUACUGAUGACCAUACUUUAAACACCUCUACUGUAAUGAGUUAUGCAAAAGUGGGAAAUGAACCCCCCAAAGUGUUCCAGGCUUCCACUCAUGUACAUCGCGUUCCUGGUGGAAUUAGAGAGACGAGACGGGCAGUGAAAGACUCUGAAACUGGAAUUGAAAAGUUAUCGAUUGGCCAUCACAUUAAAGACCGUGCUCAUGUUGUUCAGAAAUUUAAAAACCAGAGAACAGGUGAUGAAGAAGUUGAUCAAGAAUUUAUCAACCUACAUGAAGAUGACGUGCAAAUCUUUGACCAAGAAUGGCAGGAAAAGGUGUCAAAGUAUCUGCCUCCUGGAACACACACAAUUGGUCUUCAAGAUGUUAAAAAAGCAAUGGAAGGACAAAGGUCAAAACAUGGAAGAAGGCAACCGGUUUGUCAAGUUGAUGUUCCUCCUUCUACUUGUGUGUGCCCUGACGGGAGUUCUCCUACUGGAUACAUGAAAUCAAGAAAUGGAAGAAUAUGAGUACUUUACCAAAACUACUUGGCUCGGGCAAUUAUUGUUCAGUACCAAGGCUGUGCUUUUGAGUGUUAGCUUAGUUCCUCUAGCAUACUUCAGUUCACCUCGAGCCUUAGGCUAUGUAGUUCCAUAACUUGCAUUUCAUUUUUGUCAUCAGCAACGUGUACCAAAUAAAAGAAAUGCAUUUUAUAGAUGUUAAAGGUUAAAUAUCUACUGAGUCAAGUUAGGCAUCCAAUAAAGUAGGCUUCAGACAUA